CUGUGAAUCGGACGUGACCUCAUCUCCGCAGCGUCCGUCAGGUCCCAGAGUCUGUGGCUCACUGACCAAACGUUUUAAUAACCAGCUUUAAAAACAGGUUUCACCUCAACAUCCAAGAUGUAAUGACGGGAAACCCAGAUUUCUCUGAAAGUUUAAAUCCCACUCUUCUAUUUUUUCUCUCUCUGUCUGUAACACGGAAGAGCCUCAGACACAAACAUGGACACCUCACGUCUGCCAGAGUCUUCGAGAGUUUCUCCUUCUGUAAAGAUAUUUAACUCUGCUUUAACCCACUGUUCGGUGUGUUUGAGCCACUGCGAUGAUGAGCGAAGGUUCACAGAACCAAUGUCAGGGCUGAGGCGCAGGUGAAAAAUAUCGAAACCAAAAACAAGAUGAGAAAGGAAAAAAAAUCUGGAGCAGCCUAAUGAAAAUCUGAUGCCACUGAUGAGUUUAGAUCCUGUUGAAGAUGGAAAACACUCUGCUCACUGGAAGACGCAGCAUGAAAGAAACACUCCCCAGCUUGCAUAUACUCCUCUGGCCUCCCGUCUACAGAUCCCCUUUUUUUCCUGUCUUUUUCUGCGCAGCCAACAGAAGAUAUAACAAAGCGUCAUACACACAUCAUAUAGAUGACUCACAGAUCCCAUUCAAACAGUUUUAUCCGUCUGUGGACCCCCACGGUGCCCAGAUCGAUGAAUCCAUUUUUCCAUGGCGUGUUGCCGCAGGUCUCGCCUCCAGUCCGGACGAGGACCUGUUAGUUUUGACUCUGGCAGAGAAAAUUCGAACAUCAGCUGAUGAGUUUCAGCACUGUGACUGGUCCACCUACUUUGUCACCCGCUCUAAGUCCAUCGCUGCGUCUGUUUCUGGCCUUUUACCCACUAACAUUUUCACGAGGAAGCGUAACAGUGACCGAGAUGCCCCUGAGCACAUGGAGCCCCCUGUUCCACCCGAGCAGACCACAGAUGAAAGCUCCCCGUCGGCCCCUCCUCACAGCCACCCACAACCCAAAGACACAAACCCCUGCUCCAACGUCAGGAGCAGGACAGACUUCAACCCGUUGACUCGUCCUCACGGCUGUGAGGAGUUUACUCCUCUAAUCACUGCUGAAGAAAACGACGACACCUACAGUUUCCAGUGCUCCCGCCCAGGCCUGUACCAGUGCAGUGUGACAGGUCUGCUGUUUCACAUGGACGCAGAGGGGGACGUGGUUUACAGGACUGUCCCCUGGAACAGGAGGCUACUGGCUCAACAUCACAGGAAGCCUGCAGGACCCCUGUUUGACAUCAAAUGUGUGCAGCAGCAGUCUCUGAGACAGCUUCAUCUCCCACACUGUGAGAUCCUCUCCACCGGAGGAUGUUCCUUCUUGUCAGUGGCUCAUGUGAAUGAUGAGGGCGUCGAGUUUCUCUCUCCUCAUCAGAUAACAGAAACUCACGUCAUUAUAAACAUCACAGGGCUUUCUGGUUUUGGUAAUGUCAAGGAUGAGGACUCAGCACCGGUCCCGGUCCGAGCCAUGGUCCUGCUGUUCUACAGGCCCUCGACUGAUCCUGAUCUGGAGUCUCUGAUCAAUGUGUUGUUGUUACCGAGGAACGUCGUCCUCCUGGAUGUGCUGCGCAGCAGAAAGAAGCUAGUGGGAGAUGAGAGGUACAUAGAGACAUCCCCACACUGUAAACUGCUCCCAGAUCAGGCCUACACACUGUCCACCUGUCCUGAAGACGACUCGGUUGAAGUUCAACCAACAGAAGCGGAAUUUGACUGCGACAACUACGACAACUUCGUUCCAUCAUUCCAGGUGAUUUUAGAAAAAGUCCUGAAACAUAUUAAACUUGUUUUGAGAGACAUCAGCAGCUGCCACAGGGUCUGGGAAAGACGAGCGUGUCUCUCGUCCACUGGAGCACAAAGGUCCUGUGGACCGAGUCCUCUGAAUCUCCCCUCAAACCAGAGGCUGUUGGACAUAUGGAGCAGCUUCGUCGAUGGGAUUUCAGGACCUGUUCUCAUGAGUCUGCUGGACAAACUGUUUGAGAAAAAGGUGAUAACUGACUCUGAGAGGGAGUCGGCCGACGAGGUGCCCAACAAAAGAGACAAAGCUCGUUUUAUCAUCGACACAGUGAGGAGGAAAGGCGACGCUGCCAGUUCAGAGAUGAUUGAGUUUCUCUGUGAACUCGACCCCUUCCUCUGCGAACAUCUCGGGCUGAUCUGAAGCACGAUGAAGAGGUGAACAAACAGUUUAUGUUAGAAACGGAUCAUCCUGCAUCUGCCACUGUCCUUGAUCACUGUUUGUCUGUUUGGUGAAGAGAAAAAACACUGGGCACUGCUCUCAUGGGUAGAAAGUUUCAGUGUCUGUGGGUCCAGGCCACCGUCAGCAGGACUCCUUUGUUCCUCUCGUCUCUGCAGAUGGUUCUUUAUGACUCUGUGUGUUUGGGCUCGUUGUCCUGCCGCAGAAUGAAUCUGGGACCAUCAGACGUCCUGAUGCCAACGAUGACAAAGAAGAAUCUUUGAAGUGCCUCGAACUUUUGCACAAUUCUGUAUCAACUUUAACUGUUAAAGCUGUGUUUUCCAGGUUUCAUCAGUUUUCUUGUGUUUGAUGAAGAUAUGUGAAUCUCAUGAUACAGUAAAUGUACCAUUAGAUUUCACACGUCUUUGUUAUUUUUAAAACAUGUCUUUAUAACAGCUGUGCUGUUUGGAUGUUUAUUUAAAUCGGCUUCAAAUAUGGACAGUUUUCAACUGUUGAAUUUAAAGUGUUUAAUCCUUCAUCAGCCAGCAGGGGGAGUCAUUUACCUGGCAAUGGUCGAAAGCCCCUGUGGCAGGAAACUAUAUCCUUUUAGAGUAAAUAAUUUACUUUUUAUAUUUUGAAUUUAUUGUUUACCUGUUGCUCAGUUCGUUUUAAAAUUUAAUUUUAAUGGCUCCAACAUGACACUUUGCUCUUAACUUUAAACUGAGGAGACCGCGUUUUUAUGGCGUUACCUGAGAAAAUGAGACUGACCGUAAAUAUCAAUUUGGACUAUUUGCAGCGGUAUUUUUGGAAAAUGUCACAUUAAACCUUCAUUAAAAUUCUUCACUUGUGUG
Toxotes jaculatrix (banded archerfish) is the source of this 3057-nucleotide messenger RNA. Its product is annotated as caspase recruitment domain-containing protein 8-like. Gene Ontology annotation, biological process: regulation of apoptotic process. The record is from RefSeq and is a predicted model, not a curated record. Bases 464 to 2191 code for a protein of 575 amino acids. NCBI's taxonomy places the organism in Eukaryota, Metazoa, Chordata, Actinopteri, Toxotidae. The transcript has 2 exons.